AUGUUCUGCCAAAAUUGUGGGGCGCAUCUCCCAGCAGAUGCUAAUUAUUGCCAUCAAUGUGGUUCGACGAAGAAACGAUCACUGGAUUCAAGUGAUCAAAAAGUAAUCGAGGCAAAAAGAUCUCGACAAACUGCCGGUUGCGAAGUAUCAUUUGAGGCGUUUAUGGAGGCGAAGGGGAAAGAAAGGGCUGCUGGUUUCAAAGCCAAGAAAACACAAAAAAGCAAGUCACAGCAACCAUUUGAAGUCAAUGUUCAGAUCGGUAUUAUGCAAAAAAAAGAUGGACUUUUGCGCAUUGCCAGGGGCUCUUGCUUACCCCUCAAGAUUAGCCCAAGCGUGGGUGCUGAAGAGCUGCUGGCAAAAGCACGCGAGAAAAUUGUCAGGUUCAACCAAAAUGUAUUCGCGACCCAUGAUAUGGUAACCCUUGUUUAUCCAGAUAGAACGGAGGUAAAAAAUUUACCUGGUAGCACAGAAUCGUUCAUUUUAAAAAAGUACAAAGAAGAGCUCGGAAAACCAUAUUCCAGAAUUUAUUUUUAUUUGACUAAAACGUCAGACUUUUUGAAGUUCAUGCUAAAUGAAGCAUACAGCCCCAUCGAAGACGAGGAAGACGAUGACAUUCAAGAGCUCCUUGUUUCACCGUUUGCGGCAACUGACUGUGCAAUGCCAUCAACAAGAGACCCAGAAGCAUCAACAUCUAAGAAAUUUGAGCAUGAAUCUGAAGCCCUUGAAACUGCUUUGUUACAAGCCGCUCAAAUUGAGAAUAAUCCUGAGACAAUAAUAAUUGAAAAUAUUGUUGAAGGUCCUGCAAUACUGGAUGUUGUUGAAAUUUCAAAUAAUGCAGCAUCAGAGAACAACAUAAGACUUGUUAAGAUACAUAGAUCGAAACUAAGGCAAGAUAUGCUGGAGGUUUUUAACCAUGAUGAUAUUUUACAAUGCAAUGUUGAUGUAACUUACAUUGGCUAUAAUGGGCAAGAAGAAAUUGGACGUGGAGCAGGGGUUCUUCGUGAUGCAUUAACAUCAUUCUGGAAAGGCUUUUGUAAUGCCUUAAGUGUUGGUGCUCAGAGUAAAGUACCUGCAAUUCGCCAUGACUAUCAAAAGAAAGAGUGGGCAGCUGUAGCCAGGAUCUUGCUGUUUGGAUUUAUGAAGGAGCGUUACUUUCCACUGGUUUUGUCCCCAGCAUUCAUAGCAGCAUGUUUGUUUGGGGAAGAUGGUGUCAGUGAUGACUAUCUGCUGAAAUCGUUUUAUAAGUAUAUAGGUGAAGAAGAAAGAGAAGCAUUGAAGAAAUGCAUGAGUGAUGACUUUGAUUCUACAGAUGAGGAUGUGUUAGAUUUUCUAUCUAGUUACAAAUGCUAUAAACAUGUUACCAAAGAAAACAUAAAUGAGAUAAUUCAUCAACUUGCCCAUCAAGAAUUAAUUCAACGACCCAAAUAUAUAAUGCAUUGCUGGUCCCCCUAUUUGAAGAUAUUGCUGCAGUUUGAUGAUUUUAAAUCAGUGGAAGCUCUUGAAAAUUUUUACAAUCAAAAAAAGCCAACACCAAAAAAGUUGAUCAAACUUAUAGAUGCAAAUCCAUCAAAUGAUGCAGAGAGGAGCUGUUUAGAUCAUCUCAAGCGCUACAUCAAGUCCUUGCAAUGUACCUUGCUAGAAACAUUCCUUCAAUUCAUCACAGGAAGUGAUAUCCUCUUGUGUGACAGCAUAGCAAUAUCAUUCAGUGAUUUAUUAAGUGAUCCAGUUCAGUCUGGCAAAGGUAGAAGACCAAUAGCUCACACAUGUGGACCAGUUUUGGAGCUGCCAUCUACAUAUCAGUCGUACAAUGAACUAAGUGAGGAAUUUACAGAACUCUUGAACAACAAGGAUUCAUGGGAAUACAAUAUUGUUUGA
This is a messenger RNA of Rhopilema esculentum, 1875 nucleotides long. RefSeq lists its product as uncharacterized. Lineage: Eukaryota; Metazoa; Cnidaria; Scyphozoa; Rhizostomeae; Rhizostomatidae. The record is from RefSeq and is a predicted model, not a curated record. Gene Ontology annotation, molecular function: ubiquitin-protein transferase activity.